Macadamia integrifolia is the source of this 666-nucleotide messenger RNA. RefSeq names its product disease resistance protein Roq1-like. The coding region runs from base 1 to 666 and encodes 221 amino acids. The transcript is spliced from 3 exons. NCBI's taxonomy places the organism in Eukaryota, Viridiplantae, Streptophyta, Magnoliopsida, Proteales, Proteaceae. The record is from RefSeq and is a predicted model, not a curated record. Gene Ontology annotation, biological process: signal transduction; defense response.
AUGUGUCCAGAUGACGAUCCAACAACAUCCAACACUUCUUUCUCUGCACCUCUGUUGGCUCGUCGUUCUCCACAUGUAGUUGGAAACUUCCCCACACAUACUGCGACUACAAACCAAGUAAUAGAGGAGAGAAGAGGUCCUUCAGCAUCUUCUCUGCAAGACUUCUCUAAAGGCUAUGCCAACAGCAAAUGGUGCUUGAGGGAACUUGCCCAGAUGUUGUAUUGCCGUAGACACUACGGUCAGAUUAUUCUGCCAAUAUUCUUCGAUGUUGAUCCCUCUGAUUUCGCUCCUGGUGUUGUGGAGAGUUGGAAGGAAGCUUUGAGACAGGUAGGGAAUCUGAAGGGAUGGGUUCUCAAAGAAGUCGAAAAUGGGGAUGAAUCAAAGCUGGUUGAGCUUCUUGUUGAAAGGGUUUUAAAAGAAACAUGCAUACACAACAUUUUCUCAAUGAGUGAUGUUAAUUACCGUAUUGGAUUAGAUUCCCAUUUAAAGAAUCUGCUAUAUUUACUAAAUAUUGGUUCCAAAGAUGUUCAAUUUAUUGGAAUAUAUGGCAUAUGUGGCAUUGUGAAGACAACUAUUGCAAAGGCUCUCUACAAUUGCAUCAUUGAAAGCUUUGAUCAGAAUGCUUUCUUGAAGACAUCAGAGAAGAAGCAUUGCGACAUGGAUUAG